AUCGUCCCUGAAUAUACGUCAAGUCAAGUGUACGUGUACUGUUUGGGUGACAUAUGACAUAUAUAAUCUAUGUUAUUUAAUUUAUCGCCAAAAUUAGGUAACGAAUAUGUCACAGGGUCCAUCAGAGGACCCAGGUGGGUCUGGCCCUGGGGUCGCAGAGCAUUCGGGCAAUCAGGAAUUGAAUGACCUGAAAGAUCAGUUCGAGCACCAGCAGACAUUAAUAGCACAAUUGAAGGAGAUGCUGAGGAAGGAUGAUCAAACAAGUGUGACCCAGGAGAAGGUGGCAGAAUAUGCAAACACUCUUACCAAGAUGAAUGCGAGGGCAAAGAGGAACCAAAACAAGGAGGGUGGUGCUAAAGACAUUGCAAGGAAAACCAUAGACACUCCUUCGAGUGAAAAGAUGCUCUUACUAAGGCAACAAAUAGAGCAAAACAAGGUAAAGUUGGCUGAGAGGGGAAAGAGUCAGAAAGGUGUGGAGCAAAGGGUGUUGCAGAUGAAGGCUCAACUGGAUGAUUCCCAGCAUUUCAUUAGUCAAUCAACGACUCCCUUAAAUAUAUCUCUAAUAGAAGAUAGAGUAGACUACAGUCCAAGUGCAAGUUCGCAAGAGCUUUACAAUAUCCUUUUAAACAAAGACAAAAGAAUAACUGAGAUGAACAUGAAAAUGUCUAAAUUGGAGGCAAAUGUUUUAGAUCUUCAGGAGAAUCUAAAAGAGAAGGAUUCCGUUAUUGAUGCCAGAACUAAAGCAAUCACUUUGAUGUCGGAAAACCUAAGCAAAAAGAGCAAAACUACUUUGGAUACGUUGGACGAUACUAAAGAGCAGAUGCGGAAAAUGCAAACCAAUUUUAUCAAAUUGGAGGAGGAUAUGAAAGAGGAAAACUGCAAACUUCAGAAUCUGUUGGACGAGAAGAACGUCGAGAUAUGCCAAUUGAAAAGUGAGAACGAUAGUCUUGUAGCAAGUAAAACGGAAUUAAGCAAAGAAUUGGAUACUUAUAAAGAAAGCGGUGAGAACGAUUUGAAAUUGCGAGAAAAGAUUGCGGAAUUGGAAGAAAUGAAUAGGAAGCUUCAAAGCAACGAAUCCCCGAGGAAUUCUCCAUCGAGGAAUGGUAAAAGAAAUAAGCGCGGUAGAAGCAAAUCAGGUAGACCUGUUGAAGAUAACUCCGAACAGAUUACCUUGUUGGAGAAGACAAUUAAGGAGCUGGAGAAGAGCGUUGAAGAGUAUGACAAAACCGUUAAAGAAUAUAACACCACCAUUGAAGAUCUAAAGAAGGAGAAGGAAGAAUCUAACAAUAUCAUUAAACAGCUUAGGAGUUCCACCGAAUCCAGCGGCGCUGAUUUGCAGGCUUUGAAAAAGCAGCUCGAUGAUUCUAACAAGAAUAUGAUUAAAGUCAAAGCGCAGCACAAGAGUAAAUUGAAAGAAUUGAAUAAGAAAAUCGACGAUUUCAAGAAGAUCAGUAACGUUAACGCUGAACUAGUCAAAGUCGAAUCGGAGAACUCUAAACUUACCCAGAAAAUUGCCGAAUUGGAAGAGGAGAAAGGACAGAUGCAAUUGCAAUCAAAUGAUUUGGAAGAGUUUGAGGCAAAGAUAAAAGAACAUCUGGAGACGAUUUCUGUGAAAAACGAAUUAAUUUUGAAACUCGAGAAUGUUAUUCAAGAGAACGAAGAGCAAAUGAAUUCUCUAACUUCUAGAGUGGAAACUUUGUCGAAUGCGCGCAGCGAUAAGAUUCAAUCUGAUUUGACGUCCGUUCAAUUCGAAGAGCAAUUGGAGAAAAUGGAGAGGGAACAACAAGAGAUGUUGGAAGGAAAAGCUCUGAUUUUGCAAGAAAAUAAGGAACUCAAGUCGAAAAUCGAGGUCUUGUCGAAGGAGAAGCAGGAGAUUAAUAGUAAAUUGGAGAAUUAUCUGCAGGAGAAUAUGGAGUUGAUAGACAGACUAGAGAAAUUAAGUGCAGAGAAGGUAUCUUCUGCGGAGAGCAUAGAAAUAGUCGAGAACUUGACGCAGCAAGAGAAGUUGGAACUGGAGGCUUAUCAGAAGAACAUAAUGAGUAAAAACAUGGAACAGCUCGAGGAUAAUCCGGAAUUGAACGAGAGUGUAAACCAAUUGACGGAAGAAACUUCGGAGCUGCUGCAACGUAUCGAGUUGUUCACUGUGGAAAGGAAAGAGGUAAUGGAGAAGAUGGAGCAACUUACACAAGAGAACAACCAACUUACAUUCCGAAUCAAGGAGGUCGAGAAUAAUCGUGACGUCUUAGUUGAAACCUAUGAGCAGCUGCAAACUGAGAAGGAAGAAUUAGACGAGAAGUUGACCGGAAUGGAAGAGGUGGAAAAAACCCUUACUGCUAAAACUGAUGAAUUGGAAAAGUAUAAAUCUAUGAUUGAAGAUCAAAAGAAAGAAAUCGAAGACUUGUACAUGAAACUACAAGCCAAUCAAAGUGCAGAUGAUGAAUCGGUUGCAAUUCGCAGCGAAUUGGAAUCAUUGCAGAAACAGUACACGCAUUUACUGAAAGAGAACGAAACACUGAAAAACGAAUCCGAGAAGAUCGAUGAUCAGAAUGAACUGAAACAGUGCAUUAGCGAUUUAGAAUCUAAAUUAAGAAACAACUUGGAAGAGAUUCAUAACUACAAAUCUACCAUGGAAACGAAUAAUGUUAACCUGAAAGAAUACGAAGUUAUCAUUAAUGAGCAAAAGAAUAAACUGAGCGAUAUGGAAAUUGAAAUGAAGAAUUACAAGAAUGAAGAAGCUCAAUUGCUCGACGCUAUCAACAAGUUGGAAGAGAACAAACGUGUUGAAUUAACUUUCAUGUCGGAACAAGUGGAAGAGUUGAAAUCUAUUCUCAGCGAAAAUCUAGAUCAAAUGCAAAAGUAUGACCAAGAACUGCAGGCGAAUUCGGAUACCAUUAAAUCGCUCACCGAAGAGUUGAAACAGUUGAACAACAAAAUCCUGGAAACUGAACAUUUGCUCGAUUGCAAGGAUGAUGAGAUCAAGCAAGUGAAACGGGAAAAGGAUCAGAUAUCGGAGGAAUGCGAAUCAAAGUUGAAAGAGCAAGCAAGUACAUUUAAUCAAAAGCACGAAGAAAUGAAAUUGAAAUUCGUUCAACUGCAGAAACAAAUUGAUCAGAACAGCGGAUCGCUGCAGCCACUCGAAGGUAAAGUGCAAGAGUUGGAGAAGAAGAAUAGAGAUCAGCUAGAGAAAAUGAAGAAGAUUGCAGCAAAUCUGAAAAAGAAAACGUUGGAUUACAAAGAGCUCGAAACUAAAUACAAUGAUGUCUCGGAGAAGUGGAUGAACGAGAAGAAGGAGAAGGAAGAAAUUACCAAUGAAAAGGAGAGCGAGUGGAAAUUGAAAAUUGAGCAAUUGGAUUCGGAUAAUGAAUCAUUGAAAUCAACGAAUUCUGGUUUGAUGUCUGAAAUCAGUGCAUACACUGCCCAAGUAGAGGACUUGCAAAACGUUGUUAGAGAAUAUGAAACUGAAAUUAAUUCCUUCCGCAAUGAAAUCGAGGCUAUGAAGUUGAGCAGCAAUAAUAGUCUUAACGCUGAAUUGAAUAAUAGAGAUGAAAGAAUAAUUACCUUGAACGAACAAUUGGAAUCUUUGAGGUACGAAACUGAUGCUAACUCCAACGCGUUGCAAAUGAAAAUCAAAGAGUUGGAGUUAUUCAUAGAAUCGCAGAACGACGAGCUGAAUAACUACAAAGAUAGAGUGAAUCGUUUGGAAGAAGGUUUAUCGAAAGUUGAAGAAAGACGAUUGAGUUUGGAAGGAAAGGCUAUCCAAUUGGGAAUGCAACUCGAAGAAAAAGAGAGUUGCGUAGUCGAAGCUUCAAUCAAGGAGGCCAACAUCGAAGAACGAUUGAAUGCGUUGAUAAAAAAAGAUAAGUUGUUCAACGAUCGCCUGAAUGAAACAUUAGAUGAAAAUCAAGAGUUGCAAGCGAAGAAGCAACAUUUAUUAGAAGAGAACGAGCAACUUAGAAAAUCAAUAACAUUAUUGGAAACUCAAUUGAAGAGCUCUAACGAAGAAGUGGAAGAUGUUGGUAAGGUUUCUGAAGAAAAUGAAUCUCUGAAGAACUCUGUGAAUCAUUUGGAGAUUGAAGUGCACAAACUACAAAAUAGUUUGGAGAACAUGAAGUCGGAAUCCGAGAAGAAUGAAAAUGAACUUCAAGAACAGAUCCAGGAAUUCAAUUUGGAGAGAAAGAAACUGCUGGAAGAAUGCGAGAUGAUGAACGAUCAGAAAAAUUCGUGGACUCAAAUGCAAGAGGAAUUCAGCGCGAAAAUCGCGGUUUUAAAUGAAAAACUUGAUCAGCAACAAAUCGAGUACAAUGACAUCACGACCAAGUAUUCUGUUCUGCAGACGGAAUAUCAAAUGUUGUUGAAUAAUCUAGAAGAAACUAGCAGUAAAUUGCAGACUGUCGAAGCCGACAAGAAUAACAUGUCAGCUGAAAUAGAGGAGAUGCACGAAGUUAAGACUCAAUUAGAUUUCGCUAAGAAUAUGUUAAAACAUGUCGAAGAGAACUCUCUUUUGGUGAUGACUAGAAAUGAUCAAUUGGAAAAGAAGAUCGAAGAAUUUACAACAAAGAAAGAGAAUAAAAUCGAUUGGCCGGUACUUUCUCAAAAUCCGUUCGACUUUGUCACCGAACAACCACAAACCGAACAAGACGUGCAAUCUUUACAUGAUAAAAUCAAGAGUUUGGAGUUCAUGUUGUUCACGGCGGAGAAGGAAAAAGAAAAUGCACUGAUGGAAUGCCAUCAAAUGUCCAGCGAAUUAACUAAGGUGCUGUACGAGAAGGAAAAAAGAGGAUUCGUCGAAUUGGAGUCUCAAAUUCAGCAGGGCGGUGAAAUCGCUAUAUCAGCAGAAGUUAAAGCAGAUUUACAACAAAUGCAACCAGUCGUCGAAGAAGUUUGCGUCGCCAGAAAGGCUUACGUGUGUCAGCCGGAAAACCAGAAUAUGAACGCUUUCGGUGAGAACGACGACGGUUGGGCAUGGGGAGCAGAGGAGGCGAAAUUGGAGCAAGAGCACAUGGAAAAUGUCGGAAACGGUGCUGCUUAUUACACGCAGAGAAUCAAAGAGUUGGAAGCCAACGUUAUGGUGCUUGAGGUAGAGCGUGAGAGUAAUAUGGAAGAGCUGAAGCAGUCGCAAGUAAAAUCAGGAAAAUUGCUUAAGAAAUUAAAGGAGUUCAAAGUAAAGAACGACCAGUUGACUGCCAAAUUGAAGUCUGCCAAUAGCAGCGACGUUGGUUUCAAAGAUUUAGAGGAUGCCAUGGUCGAUGAACUGAAGUCACAGUUGGAAACGUCUGAGAAGAAGUUGAAGGAGAUCAUUGCAGAAUUUGAAAAAGAAAAAUUAGAGAAAGCUAAUAUCCUGAAGAGGGUCGAUGUUUUGACCUCCGCUAACGAAAGGAUGGUCGAGAUGAAGGAAAAACAGGACAUCGAAGUGAUGGCUUGGCAGAGGCGUAAUCGAGAACUGGCCGAAAAAUUGGAAAAGUUCGAGUGGGACACGGACUCUUUCGAAACAUCGAAUACAGCAACCCAACAAACGACCGAUCAAGGAUCACCUGCCCACGAAUUGAAAAUUAAAGAGUUAAAUGAUGUUAUCAACGAAUUGAGCAUCGAUAACGAAGAACUACAAUCUAUUCUCGAGGAGCAGAGAACGUUGCUGAAGGAAGCUCAGAGAGCCAAAUCCAUGGAACCUAUUUCGGAGAACAUGAAAACGGAGACCGAAUUUAACGCUUUGCUUCAGAAAAACAACGAAUUGUUGAACGAGUUAACAACCACUCAAGAGAAAAUGAACGAGGUCACACAACAGUUGCAAAUGAACUACGUGAAGCGCACGCAGUUGGAGGCAUGUGUUAUGGAAUGCAAUAUCAUGAUCGAAGAGUUGCAAACAAAAAUUAAAGACAACAUUGACAGUUUGGAAAUCGAGAAAUUGGAAUUGCUGGAAAAGAAUAAAGAUUUAUCAUUUGAGGUGGACAUGUUAGCCGAAUUUAAAUCGCAGUUAGAAGUCGUUGAAUUCGAGAAGACCACGCUUUUCGAAGAAUUGAAAGUGCUGAAGACGACGUUGCAAGAGAAAGAUAAUUUAUUGCAACACCUGGAGUCGGAAAAGAAUAAUAUGAUUGAAGUGAGGAAUGUACAAGAGAACGAAGAAUUGAAUGUGGUAAAAGCGUCGUUGCAGAAUGCGUUGCAAGAAAAACAGAAUUUAGUAGAACUUUUGGAGUCCGCAACGAGUAACAUGGUGGAAGUUAGUAAAUUGCAAGAAAACGAAGAGGCUUUUGCUCAAGAAAAACGGGAUUUAUUAAUGAAGAUUGAGGAUUUACGUAAUAAAGAAAGUGAAUACUUGAGGGAAAUUGAAAUGCUUCAGGGAAAUAUUCAGCGGCUGGAUGAAAACUCGAACGAAUUGAAUAUUAAACUCGAAGAUAGAGAUAAUGAAAUUGUAAAUUUGCAGAAAUUGAAGGAAGAAUUUGUAGCUCAAGUGAGCGUUUUGGAAAAUGAUAAAUCUAAUUUACUUGCUGCAGCGGAAGAGCAGAAGAGGCUUGAUGCAUUGGGAGAUGAACAUAGUAGUUUGGUUCAGGAACUCGAGGACAAAAUCCUGGAGUUGCAAAGAAAACUAGAGAAUCUGGAAAAUGAUUAUCAAUCGAGGCUCGAGCAAUUGCAGUUGGAAUGGUCGCAGCACGUGGAGCAGAGAGGCAACGACGUCGCUGAAAGUUGGAAGAUGCACGUGGAUAUGAGAGAAAAGGAAUUCGUGCAAACUGAACAGAAGUUACGCAAUGACCUCGACUCGUGGGAAGGCAAGUACAACGCGAUGGUGAACGAAAACAACGAGCUGAAGAAAAACGUCGAUGAUGAGAUCAGAAAUGAAAUAGAGAAGAUGACGGCAUUGCAGAAGGAGGUGCUAGAGAAGCAGCAUCAAAUCAAUGAUCUGACGCGUGUCCUGCAGGAGAAACAGACGGAAAUCGAUAGCGCACACGUGCAGAGUAAUAAUUACAUGGCGAUUAUCCAACAGUUGAAUCUGAAUAUCGAGGAGGCCGCUAAAAAGGCCAAGGACGUUGAAGAGCUGCACGAGGAGAGGGAGGCCAAGAUACAACUGCUGAACGAGAAAAUUAUGCAACUGAGCGAGAGAAUCCAGGAGCUUGAAUUGGAGUCGGAUGAGUUGCGUCAAACGGUCGUCAUCAAAGAGGACGCAAUUGCUAGACAGGAUGAAACCAUCAAAGAGCUGAACACGCAAAUAGCCAGCAGCUCGGAUACGGAAAACGUCGUGAAAACAUUGCAACUGGAACUGCAUGAGAAGCAGAACGAGCUGAAUGAGAACGAAAUAUAUCUGGAGGAUUAUAAGAUGCAGCUGGAACAAUACAAGUCGAAGAUAGAGACGUUGGAGAGGAGCGUCUUGGACCGUGAGAACGAAUUGCGUGCUAUGCAAGUGGAAAUGCAAGCUGAACACGCGAGCGCGACGAAUCACCAGCAGCAGAUUUCCAUGUUGAACACACAAAUCGAGGAAUCCCGUCUGCUGAACGAGAACUAUUCCGUGGAAUUGCAGAGAUGCACUUACGAGUUACAAUGCAGAGAUGCGGAAUUGGCUAGAAUAAAUGUUGCAUUUACUGAGAGGGAGCAGGAAUAUGCUUCUCAUCUGCAAGCGAAAUCUUUAGAAAUCGAAUGCGUUUCUAGUCAAAAGAUGAUCGAAAUCGAAGAUCUCCAGGAUAAAUUAAACGAAAUCAGAUGCAAGGAAGAAGUCUUAGUUUCCACGGAAACCGAGCUGCGUGCCUACAAGCAGCAGCUGGAGGAGCAGCAGACGGAAAUUGCCAAUUUGCAGGUGAAUCUGCAGCAGGAGCACGAGAAAUUGAACGAGCGCAUCGUGAAAAUCGAAUACGCCGAGAGGGAGAUUACCGAGCUGCAGCAGAUCAUCGAGAGUCAACAGCUGACCAUCGAAGAGUUGAAACGCGAUUUGCUCGAGAAAAGCAGCAACUACGAUGCUCUGAUUGCCGAAGUCAGCGAAGUGCAAGAAUUGUCAACGGCCAGGAGGCAACUGCAAUACGAAGCCUCUUCGGCAGCGGACGAGAAUCUUGCGGAUCCGGUGAACAGGGCUGAAUUGGAUUUGGCUCUGUACAUGUUGCACCAGAGGGACGUUCGUUGCGAGGAGCUCACAGUGGAGCUGAUGCAGCUCUUGGAGGAGAGAGAUACGCUGCAGUUGCGUCUGUCGAAUGCCAUCAGAGAGAAGGAGGAUUUGCGUUCCAGGCGGACGUUGGAGGAAAGCGACGAAGAGGCUAACGUCGGCCAGACGAAGCAGGUCUCCCAAUUAGGUGCUAUACCGAAGAGUAGAGCAAUUAUUUUGGGUGCUACCGGUACCGAGAUGGCGACUGAGGCUGCGGAGAGCUUGGAGGGAGGAGGCGGCGGCGCCUUGGCAAACAAACUUUCCGAAUUGAAAUCGGUCGGUUAUCGGAAAGACAAGACCAUCUUGGAUGAACAGGACAUGCGUAGGAUCCAGCAGUUGUCCAUUCUGCAGCAGCACAAGGACGAUGUUUCCAAGUUACCAGCAGAAGCAGCUGCGAGACUAGUCGAUGCCAGUUAUACAUUAUCACGGGACGUUCAAAGCCCUUCGAAGGUUCUACUCAAUUGGCUGUGGGGUAAGAGCACGCCAAAAGUAAACAACGUUUGAUCCGGAACGUCACAGCCUAUCUGUAUUAUGUGCCUACAACAGUGUAAGAAUAGUGAACCAACCAAUAUUAAUAUAACGAGAAGAA
Molecule: messenger RNA, 8708 nt
Organism: Nicrophorus vespilloides
Lineage: Eukaryota; Metazoa; Arthropoda; Insecta; Coleoptera; Silphidae
Product: protein lava lamp-like
Exons: 7
Coding region: 107-8623 (2838 amino acids)
Source: RefSeq, a predicted model, not a curated record